AACAAUUUUUGCGUUUAUAAACACAACAAAACUAAUAAGUUGCAAUAUACACUUCCUAGAAUCCAAGCCAUCAGCUGUGCUCGCCCCCAUUGUCGACAUCAGAGACCCCAGUAUCCGAACAGAAACAUAUUUUCCAUCGCCUGCCCACAAAACCUGCCACAAUUGCCAGCAAUUUCUGUAGAUUAUUAUUUCGAAUCAAUUGUGUGAAUAUUCAAAAGAAAAGUUACUGACACGUCACAGAAAUUCCUUGAGAACGGUGCGGCCUUUGCCGGAACAGGCUUCGCAGCAGAAGAAUUUGGUGGGCUCGAGUGAAAGUCGAAACAGACCCCAGAGGUUACAGAAACUGCAUGGCAAUGGACUUUUUGUUCGGUUCGCGUUCGAGCAAAACCUUCAAGCCAAAGAAGAACAUACCGGAAGGCACGCAUCAAUAUGAUCUUAUGAAGCAUGCCGCCGCCACUCUGGGAUCUGGAAAUCUACGCAAUGCAGUGGCUCUGCCCGACGGCGAGGAUCUCAACGAAUGGGUGGCCGUUAACACUGUGGACUUCUUCAAUCAGAUAAACAUGCUGUACGGCACGAUCACAGAGUUCUGUACGGAGGAGAGCUGUGGCAUUAUGUCGGCUGGUCCGAAAUAUGAAUACCACUGGGCUGACGGUUUGACCGUGAAGAAGCCCAUCAAGUGCAGCGCCCCCAAGUACAUUGAUUAUUUGAUGACUUGGGUGCAGGAUCAGCUGGACGAUGAGACGCUGUUUCCAUCAAAAAUUGGUGUGCCGUUUCCAAAGAACUUUCUCACCUCCGCCAAGACCAUACUGAAGCGUUUGUUCAGGGUCUAUGCCCACAUUUACCAUCAACACUUCUCGGAGGUGGUGACGCUGGGCGAGGAGGCCCAUCUGAAUACGUCCUUCAAGCAUUUCAUAUUCUUUGUGCAAGAGUUCAAUCUGAUCGAGCGGCGCGAGCUGGCCCCGCUGCAGGAGCUCAUCGACAAGCUGACGGCAAAGGACGAGCGGCAGAUAUAGGAAUCACUGCAAGUGGCGGACACUGGUGGCGGCAGUGUCGGCAUUGGCAUCAGCAACGGCAUGCAAUUGGACUUGUGAUGGGAGCGCUCUGGUAGACUUGUGUAUUACGCUUUAGUUAGUUACCGCCCUUCCUUUCCUUUCCUCGUUUAUACAUAGCUCUUAAGUUUCGUUCAGUGCUUCGUGUGGUCCCACUAAAAACAAAACAUACAACACACUAACUAUAGCGGGCUAAUAAUGCUGAUGAUGAUCAUGAUGAGCAACUACUAUAUUUUUAUAUGUGACUCGUAACUUUAAGAGAUAUAUAGCAUAUUUAUAUAUAUGUGUAUGUAAAAGAGAAACCCAGAAAACAGCAGCACGCCUUCUAUAACCCGCGCACACACACACACACACCCCCGCUUAUGGAAAACAAACAAUAUUAUGUUCACAAAACAAUGCGUUUAUCGUUUUUCCCCCAAAUGUAUGUAUGUAUUUAUUACUAUUAAACUAUCGCAUAUGUAUAGCUCGGCGUCGUGCAACUGAUGGAACGACUGUUUGUAAGGCAAAACCCCAGCAAUGUGAGGCGACGCUCGACAGCACCCAAUAAAUGAUAAUAAUUGUAGACUUGAUAAACAUUUUUGAUACGUUUUAUACUAAUAAAGAGAAUAUUAUGAAUACA
This is a messenger RNA of Drosophila persimilis, 1668 nucleotides long. It is a transcript of the gene mats, whose product is annotated as MOB kinase activator-like 1. The transcript is spliced from 3 exons. Gene Ontology annotation, biological process: hippo signaling; positive regulation of protein phosphorylation. Lineage: Eukaryota; Metazoa; Arthropoda; Insecta; Diptera; Drosophilidae. Gene Ontology annotation, molecular function: protein kinase activator activity. The coding region runs from base 348 to 1013 and encodes 221 amino acids. The record is from RefSeq and is a predicted model, not a curated record. Gene Ontology annotation, cellular component: nucleus; cytoplasm.